AGAAAAACGGCCAAAGCAAACGCCAACACAUGCCACUUGUCAACCAGACGAAGCACGAUUACCUGCAUCCCACGCACCUACUCGGUCAUAACUAUGCAUCGCAGAUAAUCAGAUUCCGUCAAUUUCUUCAAAUUUUCUCUCCUUCGAUUUCAAUCGAUUCCCUCUUCCUCUCUUAAUCAUCAUCUCAAUUUACGCGCACCCUUUCCACGCUCAACAUAAUCUACCAACCCCAAAUUUUUUUUAAUCACUUUAUUUUUCAAUCUAGGGCUUUACAAUCAUACUCAAUCUGAAUCCCUCGAUUUGGGAAGAUCGUUUUUUCCCGGGGCAUCUCUUUACGAUUUGAGGACGUACCUCAUCGAAGGAGAUGAGCUUUCAAGAUCUGGAAUCAGGUCGGCUUACUUCUCGUCGGGAUUUCCCUAAUGGGAAACAAGACCCUACCCAAGCCGUGGCUUCUGGCAUUUUCCAGAUCAACACCGCCGUCUCCACCUUCCAGAGGCUCGUCAAUACCCUCGGUACCCCGAAGGACACCCCUGAGCUGCGCGAGAAAUUGCGCAAGACAAGGCAACAUAUUGGACAGUUGGUGAAAGAUACAUCUGCCAAACUAAAGCAAGCCAGUGAAACUGAUCAUCGGGUUGAAGUCAGUGCAUCCAAAAAAAUUACUGAUGCAAAGCUUGCUAAAGACUUUCAAGCUGUCUUGAAAGAGUUUCAAAAGGCGCAGCGUCUGGCCGCAGAGAGAGAAACAGCAUAUGCUCCUUUUGUUCCCCAGGCAGUCGUACCUUCUAGUUAUACUGCCAGCGAGGUGGAUGUUAAUUCAGAUAAGUCCCCGGAGCAACGAGUUUUGCUUCAAGAAUCACGGAGACAAGAGGUUUUACUUUUGGGUAAUGAGAUUUCCUUCAAUGAGGCUAUUAUAGAGGAAAGAGAGCAAGGUAUACAAGAAAUACAGCAACAAAUAGGUGAAGUUAGUGAGAUUUUCAAGGAUCUUGCUGUCCUUGUUCAUGAGCAAGGAGCCAUGAUUGAUGAUAUUGGGUCGAACAUUGAGAAUUCUCAAGCCGCAACUGCACAAGGAAGAUCCCAACUUGCUAAAGCAGCAAAGACCCAACGAUCAAAUUCAUCUCUGACAUGCCUACUCCUUGUGAUAUUUGGUAUUGUUCUCCUUAUUGUGAUCAUAUUGCUCGCUGCCUGAGUAGAAGAUAACAAACUCUAAAACCUCUACCCAAAAGUGAAGGUGAUCAAAAGUUUCAUUGCAAGGCACUAUGCAGAACAGUGUGCUGGUAAUCAUAGAAAUAUAACUACUUUUAUGAGAUAAUUGUGACGUAUAAAUUUCUCUUUCUUUAUUUGGGGGGAGGGGUUAUUGUAAAGUUUAUUCUGUUGGGGAACAGGAUGUGGUCUGGUCGUUGCUCGGAGGUUCUAUCUUCCCUGUCAAUAAAACUAGAAUUUGUUAUCGACACUCAACCUUGUGAAAACUAGAUGUUGUCUUGAUUAUCUUCUUCAAGUCGAAGAGAGUUCGUGUGGGUUC
Cuscuta europaea is the source of this 1516-nucleotide messenger RNA. Lineage: Eukaryota; Viridiplantae; Streptophyta; Magnoliopsida; Solanales; Convolvulaceae. The record is from the annotation of a GenBank genome assembly.